This is a messenger RNA of Paraglomus brasilianum, 507 nucleotides long. NCBI's taxonomy places the organism in Eukaryota, Fungi, Glomeromycota, Glomeromycetes, Paraglomerales, Paraglomeraceae. The record is from the annotation of a GenBank genome assembly.
AUGGGUCCGGCAAUAAUUCUAGAUGGGUUUUUUGACGGCUAUUAUUCCUCACCGUCAACAAAUCCAUAUCCACAACGUACUGAUCUUGAGUCCGGCAGCGUACCUCCAACAUAUGAAAAUGAACCUCCUGCGACUGAACCUAUUGCUUGGCAUGGGCAGAAACACGAAGCACCAGCAGCUGCAUUUGAAGCAGGAGAAAAGUUUACACGAGAUUAUCCUCCUCAGGAGAAAUUACCAUCAGAUUCUGACAUAAGUUACAUAAUCAAUAAAGGUGGUGCACCAGCAUAUCGUUUUGAGCUUGGCCCGCAAGUUGGCACGCGUCAGCAACCGUCUGUAUUAAAUGAUGGGCGACUAAUACAAUUUCACGGGAAAGAAGAUACCAUGGUACAAACAAAUCACCCGUUGUUUGUUCCAUCGCUUACGGCAGAUGCAAUAAGUACAACUAGAGAUGAGAGUAGUGAGAGUAGUGAGAGCAAAGACGUGAAUUACGAGAAAGAUAAGAAAAAU